AUGCGUUUGCAUUGGCUAUUAGUAGCUUUUAUAUUAUUGUAUUCAGUUAAUACUUCUUUAUCGCAAGCAGCUCAUUGGAAUUAUGGUGAUGCUGGACCAGAUGUUUGGGAAGAUUCAUAUGCAACCUGCCAAGGAAUGGUUCAAUCGCCAAUCAAUAUUCAAACAGCAUGUACUGUUUAUAAUGCAUAUCCUGCUUUUCAACUUUCAUCGGCUACUAAUGUAGUACAAAAUUUUACAAUUACAAAUAAUGGACAUACAAUUACAGCUUCACAAGUCGACAAAACUGCGUUUCCUUUAACAUUGAGUGGCGGUGGUUUAAAUGGAAUAUAUGAAUUUGUUAAUUUUCAUCUUCAUUGGGGUCAAAACUAUAAAUCUGGCAGUGAACAUCAAAUAAAUAGUGAAAAUUAUGCUGGUGAAAUUCAUUGUGUUUAUUUAAACUCGGCAAUAAAUCAAUAUGCGGUACUUGGCAUAUUUAUUCAGACUAUUAAAUCAAAUUCGAGUAGUUCUGAAUCAACUGGUCAUAAAAGAAAAAAACGUAAAACAAAGAGAGAAACUAUUAAUACUAAUAAUGAUACAUUAGCUGCAUGGGAACAAUAUUUUUCAACAGCUGAUCCAUUAAAUGAUACAAAUGAGUCAGCUGGAAUCAGUUUACAAUUAUCAACUUUAAUGAAUACAAAUUUAAACAAUUUUUAUCGUUAUUCAGGUUCAUUAACAACACCUCCAUGCAGUGAAAAUGUUAUUUGGUCUGUAUUUCAAACACCCAUUCAAAUUAGUGACGAUGAAUUGGAAAUGUUUCGAUUAGACAUAUUUUCGGAAAAUUUCCGUAAUCCACAACCAUUAAAUAAACGAAUUGUAUAUCGAAGUUUUCCAAAUGAUACAUCACCAUCAAAAUAUCAAUAUACUUGUUGUACAUCAACUGAAGGCAAAGAUUCUCGUGGAUCUAUAUUAAUAUAUCAGUCUUAUCUUUGGAUUUUUCAUGUAGCUCAAUGGAUGUAUCGUAUGUUAAAUCAAUUACCCAUACCUUAA
Rotaria sp. Silwood1 is the source of this 1026-nucleotide messenger RNA. Lineage: Eukaryota; Metazoa; Rotifera; Eurotatoria; Philodinida; Philodinidae. The record is from the annotation of a GenBank genome assembly.